UGAAAACAAAGAACUAUGGCUUCUCAGACCAAAGUGGUGAUUAUUCUCGCCACAGCAGGAGCAGCUUUGGCUGUGGCAAACCCAAUAUCAGAAGCUGAUCCUAACAUUGUGAAAGAUCUGGCAGUAAAGGGUGCAAUUUCUAAGAACUGCCCAACUGGAUGGACCUCCUAUUGUGGUCGCUGCUACUUCUACAACGCCGCCAGACUGGAUUGGGUUUCUGCAGAGAAAUUCUGUCAGAAAUUUGAUGCUCACUUGGUCUCAAUACACAGUGAGAAAGAAUAUCAGCAUAUAAAGUCUCAUGACCCCGCGCAGAAUCCAACAUACAGCGGCCUCAGUGACUGUCAGAAGCCUUAUAAAUUUUUUUGGUCUGAUGGCACCAAAUUGACUUUCACCAAGUGGAAUCCAGGACAACCAGAUAAUUAUAACAACAACGAGCACUGUGUGUACAUGAAUGCUGGUACCCUGAAAACUGGAAUGGUACUCCUUGUGACAACCCCUAUGCCUUUGUGUGUGCCAAGAAAAGUGGCUGAAACGCUUCCUACUGCAUCUCACCAUAUAUAAUACAAUAUUUUUCCUUGUCACUGAUGAAUUUCUAAAAUGAUUCUGUGGCAGACUUCCAUAACAUCAGCAAUAAAAAAUCUAAAAAAAAGUGUCA
Molecule: messenger RNA, 655 nt
Organism: Tachysurus vachellii
Lineage: Eukaryota; Metazoa; Chordata; Actinopteri; Siluriformes; Bagridae
Product: echinoidin-like
Exons: 7
Coding region: 16-561 (181 amino acids)
Molecular function (GO): signaling receptor activity
Source: RefSeq, a predicted model, not a curated record